ACUAGCAAAGUGCAAAACGGUGCAGAAACCAGCAAUGACAGUAGCUACCACUACCGCCUGUUCCUUGCAGCUCUCUUCCUCAGCCGUUUACUGCGGUUUUCCGCCGCCUGAUUAUGGCUUCGCGGUUGUACCAAAGCCGCGUCAGCGUCUGUCUUUCAAGACCAAAGACUCUGAUGUAUUCAGGUGCUACUCCAGAAGUACUGAUGAACCCAAAACAAGGUUGAAUCUCUUGGAUAAUGCAAGCAACCUGCUCACCAAUUUUCUAAGUGGGGGAAGUCUUGGUUCUAUGCCUAUAGCUCAGGGGGCGGUUUCAGAUUUGUUUCGCCAGCCUCUCUUUUUUUCACUAUAUGAUUGGUUUCUGGAGGUACUUAGUUACUUAACCUUUUAUGGAUUUGUGUUAGUAGGAUGGUGGUAUUUUGCUCCCCUAAAUUGCUCAUGGUUCCCCUGAUGGUAGAUCUGCAGACCUUAUUUCAGUGGUGGAAGAGCAUGGCUCUGUCUAUAAACUUGCUUUUGGGCCAAAAGCAUUUGUUGUUGUCUCUGAUCCUAUUGUUGCAAGACACAUUCUUCGAGAGAAUGCAUUUUCAUAUGACAAGGGAGUUCUGGCUGAAAUCCUAGAACCAAUAAUGGGUAAAGGACUUAUACCCGCUGACCUUGACACUUGGAAGAAGAGGAGAAGAGUUAUUGCUCCUGGGUUCCAUGCAUCAUACUUGGAAGCUAUGGUCAAAAUAUUCAGUGAUUGUUCAGAACGAACAAUUAUGAAAUUUGAAAAACUUCUAGAAAGUGAGCAAUCUCUUGCUGGAGAUACAGUUCAGUUGGAUCUUGAAGCAGAGUUUUCAAGUUUGGCCCUUGAUAUCAUUGGGCUUGGGGUCUUCAACUAUGACUUUGGUUCAUUUACAAAUGAAUCUCCUGUGAUUAAGGCAGUAUAUGGUACUCUUUCUGAAGCUGAGCAUAGAUCUACUUUCUAUAUCCCUUACUGGAAAAUUCCUCUAGCAAAGUGGGUUGUUCCUCGGCAACGGAAGUUCCAGAAUGACCUGAAGAUUAUUAACGAGUGUCUUGAUGGACUCAUCCGAAAUGCAAAAGAGACUAGACAGGAAACAGAUAUUGAGCAGCUGCAGCAAAGGCAGUACUUGAAUCUUAAGGAUGCAAGUCUCUUGAGGUUUUUGGUAGAUAUGCGUGGAGCUGAUGUUGAUGAUUCUCAGCUGAGGGAUGAUCUAAUGACAAUGCUAGUUGCUGGUCAUGAAACAACAGCAGCUGUUCUCACUUGGGCUGUUUUCCUUCUCGCACAAGUACAAUUCUUCAUUGCCUUUUUGUUACAAGUUUUUGUUCCUUGACAAGAUAAGUUGCUUCUUUCCAUCAACAAACUCAUCCUUUCCCAUGUUUUUUUGACAAAACUGAUGCAUGCUAGUUGUCAAAAUGCAGAAUCCUACCAAAUUGAAAAAAGCUCAAGCGGAGAUUGAUUUGGUUCUAGGACUUGAGAGACCAAGUUUUGAAUCAAUAAAGAAACUGGAGUAUUUGCGACUUAUCGUUGUGGAGGCUCUUCGUCUUUAUCCCCAACCUCCAUUGCUCAUUAGACGUACUCUUAAAGCAGAUGUGCUACCAGGAGGUUACCAAGGAGACAGAGAUGGUUAUGCAAUUCCUGCUGGGACUGAUAUCUUCCUUUCAGUAUACAAUCUUCAUCGGUCUCCAUAUUUUUGGGACAGGCCACAUGAUUUUGAACCAGAGAGGUUUCAAGUGCCCAAGGAGAGCAAUGACAGACAAGGAUGGGCUGGUUUUGAUCCUUCUCGGAGCCCUGGAGCAUUAUACCCUAAUGAGAUAAUAUCAGAUUUUGCUUUCCUACCAUUUGGUGGGGGUCCAAGAAAAUGCGUAGGAGACCAGUUUGCAUUCAUGGAAUCAACUGUAGCUCUGGCUAUGUUGUUACAGAAGUUCGAUGUAGAGUUGAAAGGAUCUCCAGAGGAUGUCGAGCUGGUGACGGGGGCAACAAUUCACACAAAAAAUGGACUGUGGUGCAAACUGAGGAGGAGGGAGGUACGUUGUUUUAGCAACGAAAAGGAAAUGAUUGUAUGAAGCAAUGCAAGAAGUAAAAGAAAAACAAAUUUAUCAUUCUCAAUGACAAAUAAACCUUGUAAUCAAAUAAUCCUAGUUAAUUUAUGUGCGCUAAAUUCGCCAAAGUGCUCGCUCAAGUAACAGUAUAGUAGAGAUUAGGGGGCUGGGAGAUUUUUUUUUAUA
This is a messenger RNA of Rubroshorea leprosula, 2226 nucleotides long. NCBI's taxonomy places the organism in Eukaryota, Viridiplantae, Streptophyta, Magnoliopsida, Malvales, Dipterocarpaceae. The record is from the annotation of a GenBank genome assembly.